Molecule: messenger RNA, 1731 nt
Organism: Komagataella phaffii GS115
Lineage: Eukaryota; Fungi; Ascomycota; Pichiomycetes; Pichiales; Pichiaceae
Product: Asparagine synthetase, isozyme of Asn1p
Exons: 1
Coding region: 1-1731 (576 amino acids)
Cellular component (GO): cytosol
Molecular function (GO): asparagine synthase (glutamine-hydrolyzing) activity
Source: RefSeq, a predicted model, not a curated record
AUGUGUGGUAUUUUUGCAGCAUACAGAGUUGACGAUGUCGACUCGUUCAAAGAGAAAGCUUUGCGUUACUCUAAGAGAAUUCGCCACCGUGGUCCUGAUUGGUCAGGAAACCGCAUUGACAACAGUACUAUCAUCUGCCACGAGAGACUGGCCAUCGUUGGUAUUGAGUCUGGUGCUCAACCAAUAGUUUCUCCAGAUGACAACUACUCUUUGGGUGUCAAUGGAGAGAUUUAUAACCACAUUCAUCUGAGAGAGGAAUUCAAAGACUACCCAUUCAAGACCUUCUCCGACUGUGAACCCAUCAUUCCAUUGUACAAGAAGUACGGAAUCGAUGCCCCAAAGUACUUGGACGGUAUGUUCGCCUGGGCUUUGUACGACAAGAAAAAAGACCGCAUUGUCGCUGCUCGUGACCCUAUUGGGAUCACUACUCUAUAUAUGGGUCGUUCAUCAGCUCAUCCUAGAACCGUUUUCUUUGCUUCUGAGAUGAAAUGUUUGGUCGACGAGUGUGACGAUAUCAUUUCGUUCCCUCCAGGUCACGUUUACGACUCAGAGACUGACAAAAUCACACGUUACUUCGAACCAUCUUGGUGGGAUGAGAACAAGAUUCCUAACACUCCCGUUGAUUACAAGAAAGUCAGAGAGACUUUGGAGAUGGCUGUCAGAAAGAGACUGAUGUCCGAAGUUCCAUAUGGUGUUUUACUGUCUGGAGGUCUGGACUCUUCAUUAAUUGCUUCUAUUGCUGCCCGCGAGUCAGAAAGAGCAGCUGAAAACGCUCUCAAUAGUGACAUUGUUGAUGCUUCCCACGUCCUGACUGGUGUUGACGACACCGGUCGUCUUACCUCCAAUGGAUGGGCUAGAGUCCAUUCUUUUGCAAUUGGUUUACCAGGAGCUCCUGAUCUGAAGGCAGCUGAGAAGGUUGCCAAAUUCAUCGGAACCGUUCAUCAUGAACACACUUUUACCGUCGAGGAAGGUCUUGAUGCCCUCUCUGACGUAAUCUACCAUUUGGAGACUUUCGAUGUCACAACCAUUCGUGCUUCCACUCCCAUGUACUUGCUUUCCAGAAAGAUCAAGGCUCAGGGUGUCAAGAUGGUUUUAAGUGGUGAAGGAUCUGAUGAGAUCUUUGGAGGCUAUCUAUAUUUUGCUGCUGCUCCAUCCGCUCCUGAAUUCCACACUGAAUGUGUUAAGCGUGUCAAAAACUUACACCUUGCUGAUUGCUUGCGUGCCAACAAGUCUACGAUGGCUUGGGGUCUUGAAGCCCGUGUUCCCUUCCUAGACAAACAAUUUUUGGAACUUUGCAUGAACAUUGACCCAGCUGACAAACUGAUUGAUCCAAAAACUGGACACAUUGAAAAAUACAUUUUGAGAAAGGCCUUUGACACUUCUGACGACCCAACUACUAAACCAUACUUGCCAGAAGAGAUCUUAUGGCGUCAAAAGGAACAAUUCUCCGAUGGUGUUGGAUACUCAUGGAUCGAUGGUUUAAAGGAUGCUGCUGAAAAGAUUAUUUCAGACGAACAAUUGGCUAACCCUAAGCCUGAAUGGGGUGAUGACAUUCCAAAGACCAAGGAAGCAUACUGGUACAGACUCAAGUUUGAUGAAUUUUUCCCACAACCUGCCGCUGCUAAGACGGUUAUGCGUUGGGUUCCAAAAUCUGAGUGGGGUUGUCACGAAGACCCUUCCGGACGUUAUCAAGCUACUCAUGCUUCCGCUGUAGAUGAAAUUAAGAAAUAG